AUGGAGGAUAAAAUUCGGCUCCUUUCUCCUACCCUUCCAAGCCACAUUGACGACCUCCAAAUUCCUGGCACCACUAUCAUCUAUCCUAGUGGGGCUGAGCUCAGGGAACUCGAUGAGAUCCUCGGUGUUGGUAAAGGCUCCCUUAGAAGGCAUCAGGCUACGCUCAGUGGUGAAGAGCUAGGCGGAAACCUCGGUGAGCUAGCUGAUCUCAAAGGCUAG
Messenger RNA from Ilex paraguariensis (yerba mate), 219 nucleotides. The record is from the annotation of a GenBank genome assembly. NCBI's taxonomy places the organism in Eukaryota, Viridiplantae, Streptophyta, Magnoliopsida, Aquifoliales, Aquifoliaceae.